Molecule: messenger RNA, 324 nt
Organism: Tauraco erythrolophus (red-crested turaco)
Lineage: Eukaryota; Metazoa; Chordata; Aves; Musophagiformes; Musophagidae
Source: RefSeq, a predicted model, not a curated record
CCCUACCACUACGUGGUGAGGGACACGGAGCAGAAGGGGUUCUGUCUGCACGAUGGGCACCUGGUGGCCACCAGCCUGCAGGGUGCCAACGCUGCCCAGGAAGAACCCAUCAGCGUGGUGCCCAACCCGCACCUGGAGCGCCGGCGUUGUCCCCUCAUCGUGGGCAUCCGUGGUGGCACCCUGGCCCUCUCCUGCGGCACUGGUCCCGAGCCCCAGCUGAAGCUGGAGGAGGUGAAGCUGCUGGACCUGUUUAGGCGGGGGGCCGAGGCCACCCCCUACACCUUCUACAAGACCUUUGGUGGCUCCACGCACACCUUCGAGUCG